UAUAUGUUUCCGGAUUUUCUUGAGUUUUGAAAAUUUGAGUUUAGAUCUGCUUGAUCACUAACGUAGUUGAAUUCUUGAAUAUAUUCAGAGGUUUUAGGGUUCUUUGAUAUCUGAGCACUGGGUGGUUGAUAAUUUAUUUAAAAUUAAAUCCUAAGGGUAAUGCAUAAUUUUAAUGGAUCGUUUCUCAUUCUUGUUUUUAAUAAUUAGCCAAUUCAGCUUUGCCCCCUAUUUGUGUGAAAUGCAAGUACCGAAAAUCAUUUUUUCUUAUUUAUUUACAAGAGAAGGGAUUUCAUAAUGUUUUUUUGAUUAUAGAUAGGUUUUUAUGAAGCACUGUUUGAUGAUCGAUUGAUUUUCUUUGGAGUUUGGAAAGAAGGCCAGAAGUUGAAGUAGAAAACAAAUUUUUAUGUGUAAGCAGCUGUCCGUGCUAGCAUGGCAUCUGGUAGUCCAUUUUUUGAUGAUGUGCGGACCAAAUCUGAGGUUAUUGAUCCUCCUCAAAGUGAAGACAUGAUGGAUGUUGGAGAAGGUGUGAAUGAUGCUACUCUCAUCCCGUUAAAACCUAAUGUGACUGUUUCUAGCAGUGUUCGUGAACUUCUGGAGUGCCCUGUGUGCUUAAAUGCCAUGUACCCCCCUAUUCAUCAGUGUUCAAAUGGUCACACGUUAUGUUCUGGUUGCAAACCCAAGGUUCACAACCGGUGUCCCACUUGUAGGCAUGAUCUUGGUAAUAUAAGAUGUCUUGCAUUGGAACAGGUGGCUGCUUCUCUGGAACUUCCAUGUAAAUAUGAGAGUUUUGGUUGCAUGGGCAUAUACCCGUAUUACAGCAAGCUAAAACAUGAAUCUCAAUGUCUACAUAGACCCUAUAACUGCCCCUAUGCUGGUUCAGAAUGCACUGUUAUUGGAGAUAUUCCUUAUCUGGUGGCCCAUUUGAAAGAUGAUCACAAAGUUGACAUGCACAAUGGCAGCACUUUCAACCAUCGCUAUGUAAAAUCAAAUCCCCAUGAAGUUGAAAAUGCUACCUGGAUGCUAACGGUUUUCAGUUGCUUUGGCCAGUAUUUUUGUCUACAUUUUGAAGCUUUCCAGCUUGGGAUGGCUCCUGUCUACGUAGCGUUCUUGCGGUUCAUGGGUGAUGAUAAUGAGGCAAAGAACUACAGCUACAGUCUAGAAGUGGGUGGAAAUGGGAGGAAGAUGAUUUGGCAGGGGGUGCCGCGUAGCAUUAGGGAUAGUCACCGGAAGGUUCGUGACAGUUUCGAUGGUCUCAUCAUUCAACGUAACAUGGCUCUCUUCUUCUCAGGGGGAGACCGGAAGGAGUUGAAGCUUAGGGUGACCGGAAGGAUAUGGAAGGAACAGUGAUAGUAGUCUCUCCCUUAACCUCCUUCCUUCAAUCUUUUUCUAUAGUUUAGUAAGGUUAGUCACUUUUCAUUGGCUAUAAGUAGUCUCUUCUGCCUAUGUAAUCUUUGGAAUUUAGGAAGCAAACUCUCUUUGCUACUAGAAGGAACUCUUAUUCUAGAAUUAAAAUAUCUCUGUACUCAUGCGUGAAGAGAGAGGGAGGGAAGGGAGUCCAUAAAUCACCGUAAGGUCCAGAGGAUGAUCACUCGUGACUUAAAAUUGUCAAGUACAACGCAAAACUAAAACUACAAACUUCACUCUUGCACGUUCGUAUCGAAUCGAACGCAUGAUUGCUUGAAUGGAUAUCCCACAUGUUUCGAAGUUUUGAAUGAAGAAGGAAACUGAAUACUUGUUUUCGCGACCAAACACUGUUGUGGUAUAUGGAGCUGUUAUUAACUGAUUGGAUAUUACACGUCAAAUGUAGAAAAAAAUAAAUAAAUUUGUGUGUGUAUCCCUAAGUUCCAAUACUUUUAUGACAUGGUGUUUUUAGAUUA
Prunus persica (peach) is the source of this 1877-nucleotide messenger RNA. RefSeq names its product E3 ubiquitin-protein ligase SINAT5. Gene Ontology annotation, molecular function: protein binding; ubiquitin protein ligase activity; zinc ion binding. The record is from RefSeq and is a predicted model, not a curated record. The transcript is spliced from 4 exons. Gene Ontology annotation, cellular component: cytoplasm. The coding region runs from base 430 to 1347 and encodes 305 amino acids. NCBI's taxonomy places the organism in Eukaryota, Viridiplantae, Streptophyta, Magnoliopsida, Rosales, Rosaceae. Gene Ontology annotation, biological process: multicellular organism development; ubiquitin-dependent protein catabolic process.